AUGGCCCGUGCCGGGAGCGUGUGGCCAGACUCUGACCCGGGCCCCCAACCAAAACGCGCUGAAACCACAAAGCAACCCUCAAAACGACCCCCUGCAGAGAACACACCCAACCCAGUAAGGCAACAAAUGAACCCAGCACCCCACACUGAAAACACAAAUACGAAGCAGAACGGGCCAAAAAAGCAUCACAACUCCCCACCACCGCCCGCACGCCCCGCCGGUAGAAGCACCCCCUCGUUCCCUACUAACAGAACCCACCCAAACCUCCCCAAAGCACACACCGAGAGACACUUGGGAACCAGCAAAGGAACCCCCCAGCCAACCCGACAACUGCCGCCACCCAACCUAACCCCCCUAAUACGCCUACCUAUCCAACACUCCUACACUUCCGCGGACCCGACGAGACAAGAAGCAAAACCCAUAACUGGCCCUAACGCCACAAGCGCGAUCGGGUACACCAAGCAGCACCGUCCCACGCCUACUCCAAACCGGAAAUCACCACACCCCAACAAACCCCGCAGGCCCCCCCAAACCCAGUCCCCCCUGGCCGCCCUUAAUAAACCGAGCAACACCUCAGCCUCGAAAACGCCUUGCGACCAACCCGACCCCCAACAACGCAGCGGAUCUAGGAAUAAGCUUUGA
Molecule: messenger RNA, 642 nt
Organism: Penaeus monodon (black tiger shrimp)
Lineage: Eukaryota; Metazoa; Arthropoda; Malacostraca; Decapoda; Penaeidae
Product: extensin-like
Exons: 3
Coding region: 1-642 (213 amino acids)
Source: RefSeq, a predicted model, not a curated record